ACAUUCUGAUCCGAGGAUCAGCUGGAGGCAGCAAUAAACAGAAGGAAAAUCUGCAGCGAAAAUAUACAGAAGAAGGGGAGGAAAAAUAGCUGCAGAUGUUAUGAUCUAAAAAUCAUCAGUGUAAAGUUUUUACACGAAGAUCUUCUUCUAAGAAGAAAGCCUUUUAUUUUUGUAUUAUGGUGUUUUAACUACCUCACUUUAAGAUUAUCUAAAGCUGUGCUUUAAGAAUUGUUGUCGUUUCUACUGUGUGUGAGAUCUCGUUUACAACUUGAAAAACAUUGUAAAGGCAGGCCUUUGCUCCAAACCAAGUGAAACCUUACAUUUGCACUACUGAAGCCUGUCCACUCCUGUUUGUCAAAAACCGAGAUCCAGCAAAGGGCUUCAAGAUCACAACAAAAAAGAACUGUAAAACAGCAACAAGCUAUACAGAAAUACAAAUAAGAAAUUCACCAAGGCAGCUACAGCUUUUUCUUUGUGGACGUCUAAAAAAAGCACCCAAGUCAUCUACAUUCAACUAUACAGGCAGUCAUGUUCCAGCGUCUGAGCAGCCUGUUGUUUGGGGAAGUAGAGGAGGUGACAGCUGAGCUGAAGGGACCCAACCCCUGCGUGACAGAGGCAGACGAGGAGGGAUGGAUGCUCGUCAACCUGCCUGAAGAACCUGACUGCAUGAUGCAGGCCCAGGAUGAGACAGGAGCCCCCCUUACUGCACAAUCAUGUCCAGACAGUAACCAAUCAAAUCAUCAAGACACACAUACAAGGACUGAAAGCCCCACCCUCAUUCCCCAUGUGCCUCACAAGCGCCGUAGGACACACAAAGGCCGGGCCCGAGGUGCAGUAGCAUCAUCAGACCCCCUUUUUUGUCAAAGCGCUAGUUUGUCAAACUUGGAUGCUACUACACCCGUGACCCCACCGAGACGGGCCAGACUGUCCACGUCCUCCUCCACCCCGUCAGUGUCCCCUGGCUCAGGAAGUGAGUGGGGGGGCAGUGGGGGUAGCAAUAGGUCAGGUCCAGAGAGAGGCUGCAUGGAUGAGAGCUGGUUUGUCACCCCUCCCCCCUGUUUCACUGCAGAGGGAGCCAAAGCAGAGGCCAGCCCGAUGGAGGACCUGCUCAUCGAGCACCCCAGCAUGUCUGUGUACGUCUCCUCCAACAACCUGUCCAUGGUUUCCAAUGGCAACCUGUCUGUGGUGGGAGAGGAGAGCAUUGUCAGCCUGGCGAGCAGCGUUAGCAGAGUGGCAGAACCAGCUGCUGUCCCGGCCACCCGUGGCAGUAUGCCCACCAGGGUGACUCGUGGAGCCGCAGCCCAGGCCGGAGCUCUGGCCAAGGUCACCCAAGUGGCGAGGGUCCAGCGUAGCAAAGCCCGCAUCGAACGGCGCCAUCUGGGCCGCAACCGCAUCCACCGCCAAAACCUCACCAGGGAGCAGGUCCCCCGCCACGCAGCCCACGCCAGAAACUCCUUCCUUCACCAGCCCAGCAAGCAUAACGUCUGCCACUAAAAACCUCCCACAACCAGGGGUUGUUGUUUACUCUGAGGGCAUUAAUAGUGCAUAGUCAACUCUGAGACACACAAGAUUAAAUGUAUUCACCAACUGCAUAUUCGCUUUACAUUAUAUCAAAUUAUGCUCCGAUACAAGUAAACAAGUAGAUUUUUGUUGUCCAAAAAGAACUCCCCCUGCUAGUUUUAUGCCCCAUUCCGCUGGGACAAACCAAGCUCUCUGAGUAGAUCUUCAUAGACUGCUAUCAUGCUCAUUGCUCAGUGCAGUAUCCAAAAGUCUACAUGAUAUUUAUACAAGUUUUACUUACUAGAAUAACAUCUGAAAAACAACAAAAAGUUUAAUUAUAUUUCUUUUUUUUUCUCCUAUCUAAGUAAAAUAUAACUUUUUCUUUCGCUAAUCCUCAAGGCAUGUUUUAUUUAUUCAACCAUUUGAAUCCUGAAGUACUUUGUUCAAUUCUGAGGUAUUUGAUUUGAAACAUAAAUGUGUAGUAGUUUAGCAGCUUUCUGGCAGGAACAAUGCAAGACAGAGACAAGAUAAACCUCACAGGGAAAACAGCUCAUCGUGUCUUCUAAGACAUUCAUCACAGGUGAUUUUUUUUUAAUUUUGGAAGGACAUACCGUGUGUGAUGAGUGCGAGAGUAAAAUCAAAAGGCGUGGGUUUCCCUUACAGUUUGAUCAAGGAAACAUGGGGCAACCUGUGUCAUAAUAGGAAACAAACGUUGUGGUAUUUCUCUCUGCUCACUCUGUGAAGGUUUGGAGCAAGUAGAAGAUGGAGAGAGUAUGAGCAAAACAGACUAAAGAGUAAAAGAAAGUAUUUAAAGGAAUGGGAUUAAAAUUAAAUAGGAAGUGUUCUGUAACCCUCUGAGCAUAGCAGAAAAUGGCCCGUUGCAUAUUUUACUCAUGCAUACGGCUGUUUAUUGCAUCAAAAUAAAGUUCUAGAAAGAAAAAUUUGAAUGCAGGGGCUUGCCUUUGGGUUGCAGGGAACAGCAGGUUAUAGGAAGUGCAAAGCGGUAUCAUAGGCAACUCUUUAUUUUGUUUUGUUAUAUUGUUUUCUGCUCAUUUUGCUUAAAUCAGAGUAUUAUUUCACUGUCUCUGUCUGCAUUGUUCUACCCAAGAAAAAAAGAUGGCUUGUUCCUUUAAGAUAAAGAGAAACUACAAGUUCACAUUAAAAAAAAAUCGCUCCUUACGGAUGAUACACUGCAUAAUGAUCAUUAAAUGUGUGGUCUGCAAUCCUAAGUAAUGUGCCCGGCACACAUCGGCCAUCUUCACCUAAAAAAAGUGUGUGCCGUGAUCUUCUUCACACAUUAACCCAUUUCUUUGAAAGUGGACACAAGUGUCUCCCUAGAGCCUAACAACACCCAUCUUCUCCAACUGCACAUUCAAAACUAUCAUCUUAACACAGGAAGCGCAACAACCUCCACCUUCUCCAUGACUGUCUGUCCUGUCCUCAUCAUCACCACAUCCAGCCCUUACAGUGUCCACGUAAAGAUCUAGCUUACUGAUAUGUAUUCAACAACAAUAGUAAACAAUGGUGCUGAAGUGUAUACUAAUGUUUGUAAAUUAUUUGAGACAUGGAUGUAAGUUUGCACUGUCACAUUUUGUGAGUCAAAGUUUUAGCUGUGUGCCGUGUGCUUGUUUUUUCUUUGUAAUAUUUUUUUCUUUUUGUUUUGAUUCAAAUUGUGUGUGAGAAGGUGUACGAACAUGUUAACUGCUAGAAACUACUUAAAAAGAAAUGAGAACUGCUCA
Notolabrus celidotus (New Zealand spotty) is the source of this 3239-nucleotide messenger RNA. RefSeq names its product tumor protein p53-inducible nuclear protein 2 (gene tp53inp2b). The record is from RefSeq and is a predicted model, not a curated record. The transcript is spliced from 4 exons. NCBI's taxonomy places the organism in Eukaryota, Metazoa, Chordata, Actinopteri, Labriformes, Labridae. Bases 529 to 1494 code for a protein of 321 amino acids. Gene Ontology annotation, cellular component: nucleus; autophagosome. Gene Ontology annotation, biological process: positive regulation of DNA-templated transcription; autophagosome assembly.